AAUAACUACUUUUCUCACAGUACUCGGACUUGAAACAGCUCCAGCUUCCAACUCUCGAUCACGAAUACUAAGAGAAGAUCGAAGAUAUCAGGUACCCAGUUGGCCAAAGAACUAGAGAUGAACAGGGGAGGAGGAGGAGGAGGAGGAGGAGGAGGAGGAGGAGGGGGAAGGAGCCAUGGUAAUUACACGAACCCGUGUUUGACCAUGCACCAGCCGUGGGCUUCCCUUUUAGUUUAUGGGAUCAAGCGCAUUGAAGGCAGGUCCUGGCCUGCUCCUAUUCGAGGCCGCCUUUGGAUUCAUGCUGCAAGUAAAGUUCCAGAGGAAGAGACAAUCAAAGCAAUGGAGGAUUUCUAUCGGGAGAUCUAUGCAUUGAAUGGCAUUACUGAUAUUAAGUUUCCAGAACAUUAUCCAGUGUCAAGACUUUUAGGGUGUGUUGAAGUGGUUGGCUGUGUUAAAUGUGAAGAGCUAGCAAGCUGGGAGGCGAUACCUGUAGGGGCAAGGUUAGAAGGUCAAACAGAUUUUUGCUGGCUUUGUGAGCAUCCACAGAAAUUGCUAGUUCCAUUUGAGAUGCGUGGCUAUCAACGCGUUUAUAACUUGGAAAAGAAGAUCUAUGAAGCUGCAGUUAGAGGUCUUAUCCCAGUUAAAGGUCCAAUGCCUGUAAAAUUCCCACUUCCAAAUCCUCGUGAUCCUUUUUCCUUAAGACCAGGGUCUGUUGCCAUGCUUCCUGAGAAAGCAUCUGAAGUGGAGAAAUCAUCAACUCUCACUGCAGUCAUUGCUGGUGCUCGUGCAGCUGCUACUCAGUUCAGCAAGAAGGAUCAAUAUUUCUUAACAAAUACAGUCCAUAAUAGCAAUUCUAAUUCUACAAGAAGUGAUCAAGCGAAAGACAAACUUUUGGAACAGCAUAAUGUGCCACAGAACAACUUUUAUGAAGGUUCUAAUGAUGAAUCUUCAGUGUCAAAUGAGAUGGAGCAAAGCAAUGGUAUCAAGGAUGUGGAAAGCAGCAGCCAUAGUCGAACUCGUGCAGAUGCAAAACAGCUCAGAGCUCCUGCUAAGAUUUUUGCUGCAGCAGUUAAAGGGUUGAAGCCAUCCUGAUUAUAUGUUGGCUUCUGUUGGGAAUGAGUUUUGUAUAUUAAAUCUCCUACACAAAUGAAGUGGUAUCCAGAGUGGUUAAACUUCUAUCAGUUGAAGAUGAAACAUUAGCUGGUUACUUCUACUUCGUUUUAUUUUAUUCUUUAGCACAUGUACACUAGUAGUUUAGGUGUUUGAUGUGUGUUCCAUAACCAGGGUUUCUAAUCAAUUUAUUGUUUCAAUAGAACAGUGUAGUUUAAAGAAAACUGGGUUACAUUGUAUUUUUAGAAUUGUGGCAAGGUGUACUCAAAGGACAGAUUUUAACAAAAAGUUUGCAAAGGUGUCAACUUUUACAUUGUUGAAAUGGCCUGGAAUGAUGUAUGUCGAUUCAGAUCGAAUCAAAUUACAGGAACCCAUCGGCUGCCGGGUUUUGAAA
Jatropha curcas is the source of this 1504-nucleotide messenger RNA. Its product is annotated as RNA-binding ASCH domain protein. Lineage: Eukaryota; Viridiplantae; Streptophyta; Magnoliopsida; Malpighiales; Euphorbiaceae. The record is from RefSeq and is a predicted model, not a curated record.